Messenger RNA from Osmia bicornis bicornis, 2656 nucleotides. RefSeq names its product telomerase reverse transcriptase-like (gene Tert). Gene Ontology annotation, molecular function: telomeric repeat DNA binding; telomerase RNA binding. Gene Ontology annotation, cellular component: telomerase catalytic core complex. Gene Ontology annotation, biological process: telomere maintenance via telomerase. The record is from RefSeq and is a predicted model, not a curated record. NCBI's taxonomy places the organism in Eukaryota, Metazoa, Arthropoda, Insecta, Hymenoptera, Megachilidae. The coding region runs from base 193 to 2565 and encodes 790 amino acids. The transcript has 10 exons.
UGUUUCUUUCGAUUUUAACGGAUUUAUAUAAAAACUAAACGCGCAUGUGCAGACAUUUUCUUUUGUUCGAAUGAUUUUGGCAUUGUUACUUAUGUUUACAUUUUCGUUCUUAUGUUAAAAAGUACUGCCACAUAACACUGUUAAUGCUCUGAAUGUAUGAAUACGAAUUAAUAUUUUUACUAAAUUUUUAUAAUGGAUAACUUAACUAGAGAAAGUGUGAAAGAAAUUUUUGGUACAGAAUUUCAAAAAUUCUGUGAAGAGUGUAAAAUAGUACUUACAAAAAAUAAAUGUGAUGCUUUUAUGGUAUCUAAUCCUGUUGCUUUAAAACAAUGUUUAGAAUUUCUUGAUAAAGAGGAGGAACAAUUAGAUUAUCAGUUGAUAAAGAUCCAGAAUUUGUGUCCAAAUGAUUUAAAUUAUGGAGAUCAUAAACAAAAGUUAUGUAAACAGUACAUAUUUGCACCAAAAAGAGAGCAAAAAUCUUGCAAAGAAACUACAUACCCACCUUCUAAUUUAAUACUUGCAAAUUUAUCAUUGGAAAUUUAUUUACGUAAUACAUCUGCAAUCUUACCCAUUCGCACAUUUCAUCAGAUGACAAUAAAAUGUAUUUUAGAUACAGCUAAAACUGGAGUAGAAAUAUACAAAGAUAUUAUAAACACUCCUGUAAACGAUAUUGUUAUUACUGAUUAUGAAGCUUCUAUUCCUUCAAUUUCUUUACUUUUGGAAAAAUUUCAAAAGCAUCAUAAAAUGUUUCAUUAUUCUAGUAUAUUAAAGCAUUUAAUUUCUAAACAAGAAGUUAAUCAGAAAUCACAGUGUAAAUAUGCAAUAAACACAAAACAGAUGAAGCUAUUUUUCAACCUUGUAUUUACUAAAGUAAUUCCUCUGAAUAUAUUUGGAAAGUUAAGAAAUUUGAAAAAAAUUAAGAAAGCUCUGUUUCAUUUACUAAAGAUACCAUGCUUCAAAGCUUUAGAUUUGAAGUUAUAUAUUAAUAAAUUAGAUAUUUCUAGCAUUAAUUGGUUACAAAGCAUUAAAAAGCCAAAUAUAGCAUGGGUUCUUCUUGCGAAAUUUGUGAAGUGGCUUUUCACUGGAUUUCUUUUAAAAGUAUUGCAUACUUAUUUUCAUGUAACAACAGUGUCUUCCUACAAUAAUGAAAGAAUAUACAUAGUACGUUCAGAAUGGUUUAAAAUUAAUAAACGAUUUAUUCAACGAAAGAUUCGUUCAAAUGCUUUACAAUUAGAUCUUAGAUGUAGUCAUUGGAAGCCACCAUUAACUGUAUAUAAAUUAUACCCUAAAUAUUCUACUGUACGACCUUUAUUUGUAUUGCGGUAUAAAAAUGAUAAUGAAAGAACAAAUUUUUUCAUUCUACACCUAUUUCUAAAACAGUUACACAUCACAGAAUAUGGAUUAAGUAGUUUUGAGGACAAAUGGAAGUCCAUUGUUCAACACAAACACACUUUAAAGGAUAAAAAGUUGUAUUUUGUAUUAUGUGAUGUGAUGGAUGCUUUUGGUUCUAUAAUACAAGGAAAAUUAUUUGAUAUUAUACGAUCUUUUUGUGAGAAACUUCCUGAGAAUUUAAUACUGAGAAAUUACGCCGUAAAAAGUAAAAUAUCAAAAGAUGAUAUUCUAUGUUAUAAACAAUAUUUCUGUGACUCACAUUUGCAAUUAUCAGUGCCACCCGGUACAUUGUAUGCGCGUACAGAUCAUAUUCAACAAAUAAAAAAAAGUUGGUUGUUAGAAAAAAUUCGAAAAUACAUCUUUCAUCAGACGGUACAAAUAGGUAAAAAAUAUUAUAUUGUAACAAAAGGAAUCGUUCAAGGUGGAAUAAUAUCACCUAUUUUAUCAGAUAUAUAUUUUGAUUUUGUAAUACAAAAGGAAAUGGCAGUAUUUCUACGAACUGGUCAAAUUAUCAAAUUUGUGGAUGAUAUGUUAUUUGUAACUGAAGAUGAGGAUUCUGCAAAACAAUUGUUACAGUUAACAGCAAAAGGAAUCCCAAAAUAUAAUUGUCGAUUUAAAACAGCGAAAACGCAAACUAAUGUGGCCUGCAAUGAAGGUACAGUUACAAAUAAUAUUAGUUUCAUUGGUUAUAAGAUUAAUUGUACAACUUCAGAAGUACAAUAUAAUAUACCAAACAUAAAUCUACGUUAUUUGAUGUCUUUAAAAAAAAAUUGGAAUCCUUUAAAGAUUCUGCAAUUAAAAUUAUGUAACGUAGUAAAUCUGAAAUUAUCAAACAUUGUCUUAGAUACCAGAAUUAAUUCUGGAACAACAAUUAAAGCAGCAUUAGAGAAUGCAGGUUUAAUGCAAGCAAAUCGUGCUUGCGUUUCAAUAAAUGAAUUAUUCGAUGAUAUUCAAACUAAUGCUGAAAGUAUAUUUAAAAUUAUCAAAAACAGUAAUAAACUAAUUGCAAGAUUUGUGAUAAAAAUUUUUCUAAAAUGUGAAGGAAAAGUGAAGGAAUUACGUAUUCGGAGAUGGAACAAAGAAAUUCUUUCUAUUUUGUGGGCAUCUUAUAAACGCAUUUUUAUAAAAGAUACAGUUUUACGAAAACAUUUUCUUAUGUUCUGUAAAAAGUAAACAGUACUCUAAAUAUUUCUUUUAUUAUUAUAUAUUAUAAUAUUUAGCAUGUAAUUAAAAAAUAUGAGUGAUAAAUAUCGAUUCAAAUUUU